AUGAGCUAAAAAGACUCCCUUUAAUAACCUCUAAUUUAAGAGGAGGAGAGUAAAACCAUAAUUUUGGGGGAUCGGUCAGGCACAGAAAUGAACAUGGAAUAAAUUGUGAAUGAUAGUGCUUUUGAAUGGGGAUCUACGUCGCCUUUGGAAGAGGAGAAUUAGGUGAAGGUGAUCCCGUUCGUUGCUAAUGAGACAAUAUAAUAUCGUAGGACCCUUGAAAAGAAUAAUAGUAAGGAGCUCAAUAUUUUUAAGAGAUGCUUCAAAGGUAAAAAAUCCUCGAAUCAGGUUACAAUGGCUUAAAUAAUAGACCUAAGAUAGAAGGAAAUAUUUAAGGAUUAUGCUUAUCCAACUCAGAAGAAUGGAUUCCUUAAUGGGAUGUCUUCAUGUAUGGGAAAGCUAAAAGUGCUGGAACCUGAUUCUCGGUUCUAUUUGUAUUGGUAGGUACUAAACAGCAUCUUUGUGGUUUUAUUCUUCUUCCAGAUUCCAUUUAUGCUUGCCUACCAACCCCUCAUAGAUGAGAAGAAGGCUUCGCGUUAUCAAUUCUACGAGGAAUUUUCCUUGUACGUAGGAAUCACAAUCUUUAUGUUGGACAUUCUAUUGUCUUUCAAUAUAGCCUUCUACAAGAAGGGAUAGUUGAUAAGCCACAGGAAAUAGAUAGCCUUCAAUUAUUUAAAGAGUUAUUUCUCAUUGGAUUUAAUACCCUUGUUAUGUUUGAUUUGGUAUAGGUUUUUACUCUUUGAUGAGAAAAAGCUGGGCUUUGAGUAGUUUCUCUUCAUUUUAAAACUUUACGAAGUGAAUAAAACUAGUGAUAUGAUAAAAGAGUACUUGCAACUCGAGCCUUCAAAACAUGCUAAAUAUCGAUUGCUCACUGUAAUGAUGACAAUAAUAUGGUUAUGUCAUCUAUUUGCUUGUCUGUUCUUCGUUGUCGGGAGAAUACAACUGAACAAGAAAGUAGGUAGUGUGUCAUGGUUGAAUAGUUGCGAUGUGGUAACUCUCAAUGGAGGAUAUGAAGACAUGCCGAUUUCAGAAUUACAUUUAUACUCAUUUUAUUGGGCUGUAACAACGAUGAUAUCAGUAGGAUAUGGUGAUGUUACACCUAUGAAUUUCUGGGAGGUUUUUGUGACUGUCAUAACUCAAUUCAUCUCUUGCAUCGUCUUUGCUUAUUCAGUCAAUGCUAUAUGGGAAAUGAUUUACUCUCAGAACGAAAGCAAAUAAAAAUUCCAAAAGUAUGUGAAUGCCAUCUAAAGAUUCAUGGUAGAACACAAUGUGGAUCGAAAAUUGAAGGCACGUAUUGAUGCUUACCUAGUUCAUCUGUGGCAAACCGAAAAGGCCAGAGAUCACGAAUUGGAACAAGCCAUGAUCCUUAAAUUGGCACCUGCCUUAAGAGAAGAAUUGAUCUAUUAAACCUUGGGUAAAAUGCUCACACACAGCAAUUUCUUCUCUUGUUUCUCAUAAGAUUUCCUUAUGGAAUUGGCAUAACAAAUAUAAUAACAAUAUUAUGCCUAAGAAGAAAACAUCUUCCUUCAAGAAGAAGAAACUGAUGAUUUCCCUUUGUAUUUUUUAGAUAAAGGGUAGGUUGAAAUCUUUUUAGACUGUGAGAAAAGAAUUAAGUUACAUAUCAUGAAGAAGGGCAUUUUCGGAAUAAUCGGAUUCAUCACUGGAUACAAAAGAACUGCAUCUGCUCGUUGUCUUACUUAUUCAGUUGUUUACAAACUUUCUAGAGUGGCAUUUCUUAAAUUAUUGGAUAAAUACGAAACUGAUAGACAAAAAUUCUAUGAAAUAAGACACAAUGUCUUAUUCAAUAGUGAUUCCUCGAAGUUAAAGUUGCGAUGUUACAUUUGUGAAAGUAGAGGUCAUCUAGCUAUUAAUUGUAAAAAGAGUCUGUAUCUUCCAAUCAAAGAAUAGGUCAUUUAUUCAACUUUUAAUGUUUAAAAUAAUAGACAACCUUGUUUCAAAAGAAAAAUAGUUAAAUAGUAAUUCAAGGCACUUUCUCAUAUUCGAGAUGUUUAAGUGAAUGCCUAGGCUAUUAAGAAGUACUUCUAGAUUACCACUUUUAAUUUGGAUUCAAAUGAUGAGGAUGAUGAAUACAGCUCAGAUGUAGAUGAUUAUGAGGAGGAGAUUGAAAAUAUCAAGAAGAUUGUUGAAUAGGAAAAGGAGAAAGCAUAAAUGAAAUAGAGAGGACAAUGGUUAGCUGAUGAUAAUUAUGAGAUGAAGAUUGAUGAAAAUAGAGAUAAUUAGAGUGUAGAGUUGUCAGAUGGCUUACGCAAGUCGUCAUUAAAUAUGAAGAAUUCAGAAGAGGAAUAGAAGAAAGUGAAAAAAAAGAAAAAGUUCCAAAGCUUUGCCAAAUUGCCAUUGCCCAAAAGAGUGAGGACUUCAUCAAUGUCUAGUUUGACUCCCAUUCAAGAGUAAGUUAAGAAGGUUGCCAAAGGAUAAAAUUAUGUAUUUCCUAAUAAUGUCCAAGUGCAAAGGAGGAAAAGCAAACUAUUUCAAGGCAAUGAGGUUAACGACUAUUAAAAUGAGAAAAUGCCAUCGCCUGACAGAGCAACAAAUAACGAAACUAAGAAAUAAGAGCUGAUACGGAAAAUGAAAUUUCUGUCUAUUGCUUAGCCUAGGAACAAGGAAGUCUAAUUAAUAAUAGAAGAGUUGAGGACUUACAUCUAGAGUACUUAUGGUAACACCCAACCUCCAAAAAUUGAUAAUGAAUUGAACUCUAAUACCAAUGCUAAUGCUAAUUCUGAUGUGGAUAGCUAAUUUAGUAUUGAUCACAUGGCCAAUUAUGAAUGCUUCUUUUAGGAAGAGAACCCGGAGAAAGUGAUUCGAAAAUAUAAGAAAACAUUUAAAGAGAAAGUGAAAUUGAGGAGAACAACCUUAAUUAGAUAAUAGGAUGAUUGA
Messenger RNA from Paramecium tetraurelia, 2892 nucleotides. RefSeq lists its product as uncharacterized. Lineage: Eukaryota; Ciliophora; Oligohymenophorea; Peniculida; Parameciidae. The record is from RefSeq and is a predicted model, not a curated record. The transcript is spliced from 3 exons.